AUGUUAAAUUUCCGGACAACUAUCCUCUUUGUAACGUUCGUCAUUACAAUACACGCCCAAUCACGCCAUAAGAGAAGAAAUUUCGGACAAACCUUAAAUCGCCCGCGAACAAAUGAACCAAACUACGUCUUCAUCCUGCCAGAAAAUAAAACUGUAGUGUUAAGAAAAAGUGACUUUGAUCAUGUGAUAUAUCCGAAUGUGACAAAUGUGAAUAAAUUUGUGAAAAAUAAGAAAAUUGUUAAAGACUUGGAACAUUCGGAAAGUGCUAAAAAAGAUUUCUAUGACAACAGUGAAGAAGAACUCGAAAAUAUUGUCAAGCAAAAUAUCCAAACAGAACGGAAUUUUGUGAAUUUUAUCGAGGAAAUGAAUCAAGAUUUAAACUCGGAAGAGGUAAAAGCGAAGCACAAAAAGAGCAGAAAAGAGUUUAAGAAAAAAAGUGAAACAAAGAGGAACGAAUGGGAUGAUCUUGGAUUGGAUGGAUGGGAAGGCGCGAUUGCGGAAGAGAAAAGGAAGAAUAACAAUACGAAACAUGAUCAAACAUCGUACGAAAUCGAAAUUUACACAGAUAAAGAAAACAUUCCCCCUCCCUAUCAACAUCACUUACCUUCUUCAACGCCGAGCUCCAAGCCAACCAAAAAACGUCUCUUGCCUCCAGGUUCGCAGGAAAUCACCGAAGACUUGCCCAAAGAGCUCCAAUUGCUCAUCCAAGAGGAACGUGAACUAUUCGAACUCAAACAUGGGCGAACGCCCGACGAUCAUCCGCAAUGGCCCAUCACAAGUAGUCGCGAUGCGCACAAAGACGAAGAUGUAUUUAUUGCGCGCGCCAAUAACCCGUUUGGGCACUCUACAAAAUGGAAAUAUAGCAAUUCAACGGCGCAUGAUGAAAAUUCAACUUCAGGCAGUCGUUCAAAACGAGGAGCAGUUCAUUUGUAUUCAAUGAUUAAAUGCGCUACUGGAUGCGAUCCGCUCGUUUUCAAAGGUUACGGAUGUUACUGUGGCUUUUUAGGCUCGGGAUAUGCUCUCGACGGGAUCGAUCGUUGUUGCAAAAUGCACGAUUAUUGCUACGAAACUGCUCAAUGUCCUUCGUUUUUGGAGUAUUUUGUGCCUUAUUUGUGGAAAUGUUACCGAGGAAAACCUGUUUGUGCUUACGAUCAUGGAGAAUAUGGAGGACCAAAUUCUUGUGCAGCUCGCUUAUGUGAAUGCGAUCUCAUCUUAGCUCAAUGCUUGAGACGAUAUUAUUGCCCUCAUAAGAGGAAUGUUUGCGUUUCUAACCCACUGAGGCUCAUCCAGAACUUGGCGAUGGUCUUUUAA
Messenger RNA from Culicoides brevitarsis, 1311 nucleotides. RefSeq lists its product as uncharacterized. Gene Ontology annotation, molecular function: phospholipid binding; calcium ion binding. The record is from RefSeq and is a predicted model, not a curated record. Lineage: Eukaryota; Metazoa; Arthropoda; Insecta; Diptera; Ceratopogonidae. Gene Ontology annotation, biological process: arachidonate secretion; phospholipid metabolic process; lipid catabolic process. The transcript has 6 exons. The coding region runs from base 1 to 1311 and encodes 436 amino acids.